This is a messenger RNA of Prorocentrum cordatum, 2806 nucleotides long. Lineage: Eukaryota; Dinophyceae; Prorocentrales; Prorocentraceae. The record is from the annotation of a GenBank genome assembly.
GGCAGCUCCCCCGCGGGGAAAGCCGCCCCUGCCGGCGGCCGGCGGAGCCGGCGGGCGGCCCGCGGAUGAGAUGUUCGAGUCGGAGGAGAUGGCCGUGCACCGCGUCAAGACGGUGCUGAACGCCGUGGUGCACAGCGAGUCGAGCGUGGCGGCCGUGGGCAGGCUCCCCGGCAGCGAGGGCGUCGACCAGGACGGCAAGUGGAGGAGGCUCUUCGACCACUAUGACGACGACCACGGCGGGGCACUGUCCUUCAAAGAGUUCAAGAAGCUGGUCCGGGGCGCGCUGCACAUCAACGAGUCGAAGCUCCCUGACAAGGACCUCCGGCUGCUGUUCAACCGCAUCGACUAUGACGGCAGCGGCGAGAUCGAGUUUGGGGAAUUCACAAGGUACGUGAAGCUGGGGGCGAAGGAGUCACAGGAGCUGCCGCGGACUAUGGGCCGUGCUCUUCGUCUGGCGCUUGCCCGGCUGAAGGUGCGGACGGAGGCGGACCUCCGGGAGAUGUUCGACAGUUGGGAUUUCGACGCAUCUGGAGGGAUCACGCUGCAUCAGUUGCGGAGGCUAGUCCGCGAAGUGCUGCGGCUGAACAAGCACGAGUUCUCCGACUACUACAUCAAGCGGCUCAUGACCACCAUCGACGUGGACUGCACAGGACAGAUAGAGUUCGACGAGUUCGCAAAGUUCAUCAACGACCAUGUCAACCUCGGCGGGAUCUCCAACACGGGCUACGCCGGCCCCGGCACCGCAAAGCCCUACGCCGCCAAUGAGGUCGUGCUGAAGAUCGGCUCGGCGAGACCGCCCCCGUCCUUCGACCCGCCGGCCGGCGCUGCCAGCGAGCCGCCGAGGGGCCUCGCGGCCCUGCGGGCGCGCGCGGGCCGCUGGGCCCCGCCCGGCGUGGGCGGCGAUCAGCGGCCCCGCGGGUACCUGAACCUGCCCGGCGCCGAGCGGCUCAACAGGGUGGAGGGGCGCCUCUUCAGCGCCGGCGUCGAGAUCCGGGGCGAGUUCUUCCGGGUGGCGGACGGCGCGGGCGAGGGCCGGGGCAGGACUACCCGCAGGCUCGACCGGUUCGCCUCCUCGCCGAGCCUGGUGCUCCUGACCCCGGGGAAGGAGCCGGCCUUCGGAUUGGUCAACAGGAGUAGCUUCGAAAGGCGGCCGCUGCCAGUGUCGGAGCGCUUCAGGUGCUGUCGACUGUGGAAGGACCGACCUUGCGGUGAUGGCGACCGCUGCCUCGGGGACGUCGGAGGCGUCGGAGGAGGUUACGGCUGCGUCCUGCUGGGCAUGGCCAUCGGCGCGGCGGGCGCGGCGGCCUGCGGCGCGGAGCUGUGGCCGGCACCCCGCGGGGUGGGCGCCCCAGCGCGAGGGGCGCCGCGGGGGCCCCGGUGGGCCAGCAGCUUCAUCAAGGACUGCAGCAACCGCAGUGCGGAGGGGCUCACGCCGGGGUGCCGGAGGCUGCGGGACCUCUUCCGGGGGAAGGAAGUGGUGGGCGAGAAGAUCGAGAAGUGCGGCGAGCCCCCUGGCGAGCGGCGUCCUCCCCCCAGGUGGCCAGGCGCCAAGCCUCCCCGCGUCACCCCAGAGCGGGACGAGGUGGACGAGCGCGAGGAGUACAUCCACGACGCGCAGACCGACCUCUGGUACCACUGUUGCGAACAGCGGUCCCCUUGGAAGGACUUCUCCGUCGAGGCCGAUCCUGUCCGCGUGCCGCCGGGCGCGGACAAAGCUCUGUCCAGUAUCGGCAGCAAUGUCAUGGGCAUGGGCGGAAAGGCAGAGAAAAGCGCCAACCUGAAGCCGAAAGGAGCGGCGCUGCGGUGCAACAUGAUGCAGAAUCUCAAGCACAUGCAGGACGAGUCCUCCGGCGACCGAGAGGUGGUGGACGAGGUGUCCGGCAGUGCCGCCAGCGGGCUGAUCGGGCUGGGCACGAAGUGCGUCGGCGACGAGAGAGUGGCGCUGCAGAAGUUCGCCGGGGGCGCCACCAUGCGGGUGCUGACCGACGACGUGGGACAGUGCGUGGACAUCGGCCCCCACGGCGCCAGCACGCCGAGGGGCCAGCCCUACCACGUCUUCGAGCUCUCCGUGGCGCCGUCCGCCGCGCUGCUCGCGGGGUGGCCGGCUGCCGGCCGCAGGGGCUCCCGGUUGAAGGGCGAGUAUGAGGGCUUGAAGCGAGUAUUGUGCGCGGCUUGGUACAAGCGGGACGAGGGCAUGUGGGAGAUCAUCUCGAGCCUGGACGGCGACGUGAGGAGGCUGGUCGAGGAGCUGCGCGAGCUGGAGGCCCGGCGCGCCGCCGGCCUGGAGGAGCCAGAAGCGGCGGCUGAGGCGGAGGUGCAAGAAGCGGCGGUUGAGGCGGAGGCGGCCCCGCCCGCGGAGCCACCGGCCGCGGAGCCGCGGCCCGCCGCCGCCGUCGCUCCCGCGGGCCGCCCGCACGGCGUCGUCGUCCCCCCGCCCGCCCGCGCGAGGUUGCAGACGGGCGCGGACCGCGCCUUGGAUGCAGUGGUCAACAAGGCGAGAGCCGUCAACGGCACCCUCGUGGCCGAGGCCGAGGCGCGCCUGAAGGUGGCCAAGAGCCCCCAGCAGCUGGAGGCGAUACGCGUCUUCCGGGAGCGCCACGCCCUCGGCGACGAGGUCGAGCUGGCCCUCCGGAUGCUGCGGCCCGCGGACCUCCUCAAGUUCCUGCAUGGCGCCCAGGGGCUCCAGGUCCUGCUCGGGUCGGCCGAGGAGAGGGCCGCGGCUGUGAUGUCCAGGAUCUCCCUGCUGGACCGGGAAGUGGAGUCCCUGGUGCGGAGCCUGAAGCACCUGGACGCCGAGGCGAGCGAG